AUGCUUCGGUAUUUCCGGAACAGGCAUAUCGAAGGUGAAGUGGUGGUUCAUUGCACCGACGGCCUGAGACGAACAAGCGUAGUACUGAUGGCAUUACUGGUGAUGGAGUCGAUCCUCAGCACGGGGUGUUUGCGUGUCAAAGAAGCGCUCACAAAACUGCGGAAAUGCCGGCCUGGAAUGGUUUCGAAUCAGGAGGACUUCAACCUUGCCCUGGAAAUUGCGGAUGAGCUUCUGCAUGGCGCUGCUACUGCCUGGGGGGCCGAUGAAUUCAAAGGGAAUUUAUCAAAAACCAGCUCGCUGUUGUUCAGGAAGGCCCACGUGCUCGAGUCCGUGUCGGUCUCCGAGGCAGUCCAGCGACCUGCUUUCCUCGACAUGCACCGAUUUCCAAGCAUCAUCCCCCUGGAUACCCGUCGAGUGGUUCUUCAGAGCGAGGAUCAGAUUGACGACGAAGGAGACAAAGAGGAGCACGAUAGGAAGAGCCUCAAGGAUGAAAAUCAAGACUCGCGAGAGGACAAACGCCUUCCGAGUAACAGCUACAUCAACGCGGUGUGGGUUGAUAGCUACGACCGGCGGUUUGGUUUUGUGGUGACCGAGCACCCGCUGGCGGAAAUGCGGGAGCGGUUCUGGCGACUUGUGGUUCAGAACCGCUGCCAAAAUGUUGUCUUCUGCAAUGAUUACACCAAAGUUGAUCAAGAAUUUCCGAAUAUACUUCCUGGAGAAGGAGGAGAAAUGAACUUUGGUAAAUACCUGGUACAAGUGCUGGCUGUUCAGGCACCAGCGAAGCAUAUUAUCAAGUACCAAGUAAAUAUCACAUUAUGUCAGUUACGUGACGCGCCUCUAAUGGUAUCAGUGUACAAAAUUACUGGCUGGCCGUAUGGACAAGAGCUCCCAGAGUCCUCGAGAGUGGUGGGCGAUGUGGCCGAGCUGCUCUGUGAAUCCUUCUCCGCACCCGACAGGGGCCCGAGCCUGCUUUGCUGUGGUGACGGUGUGACUGCGAGCGGCUUGCUCGCUGGGGCUGUUUGUGUAGUACAGAGGCUCAGGGACAGCCGAGAGGUAGACAUUUACCGCACUGUUGUAAAGCUGAAGAGGUGUCGCCAUGAAUUUAUCACUUCCUCGAAACAGUUUGAGUUCCUGUAUUUUGUAGCUGCUCGUUACAUCGACGCCACGAUGAUCUACGAGGGAGAGCAAGAAGGGGAUCUGCGAGGGAAAUCGCUAACUGAAAAGCGUUAAGAGGCGAAUAUUGUGAAGC
This is a messenger RNA of Penaeus chinensis, 1249 nucleotides long. RefSeq names its product receptor-type tyrosine-protein phosphatase kappa-like. The transcript is spliced from 7 exons. Bases 1 to 1230 code for a protein of 409 amino acids. Gene Ontology annotation, molecular function: protein tyrosine phosphatase activity. The record is from RefSeq and is a predicted model, not a curated record. Gene Ontology annotation, biological process: protein dephosphorylation. NCBI's taxonomy places the organism in Eukaryota, Metazoa, Arthropoda, Malacostraca, Decapoda, Penaeidae.